AUGGGCCGCAAGAGGCAUACUGUUGGCAGCGUGUUCCGAAAUAGGUCAGAUAAAUCGUCUCGGUCCUCAGGCACUUCUUCUUCCUCUUCUUCGUCUUCAUCAAAAUCUAGUAUAAAGCCCAUACCAUGGAUUGAACAAAAUAUUGUAUGCUUGGAAUGUGCUAAAUUUGUUUUUGCUCGUCAUUCAAAAUCCAAUCCAUGUUGCAGUUGCGGUCUUACAUUCAGUGAACAUCCAUCCAAUGUACAAAUAGAGGCUUUAACACAACAGAAUUUAAAUUUACAACCUGACAUUUCCAUCAACGGUGAUUAUCAUUUAAAACCAACUAAUAAUGAACGCUGGCACGUUAAAACCCACACUCAAGAAAUGCCAACAAAUGCUUAUGGUACGGUGGAAUUUCAAGGCGGUCCACAUCCAACGAAAGCUCGGUAUGUGAGAUUACAUUAUGAAACUUGUCCUGAGCUAGUACUGCAUUUAUUACUUCAUGAAUGGAAAAUACGUGUGCCGAAUUUAGUCAUUUCAAUUGUCGGUGGAUUAGCCAAUGCUCCAUUACAAGCAAAAUUACAACAAGUUGUAAAACAUGGUAUAUUGAGAGCAGCUAAAACAACUGGUGCUUGGAUUGUUACAAAUGGAUUAGAUAUUGGUGUAACUCGACAUAUUGGUGAAGCAUUAAAAGAUGAAGUGCACAUUCGUGGUUCUAAUAUUGUUGCACUUGGUAUAGCACCAUGGGGUUAUGUACAACAUCGUGAAACACUGAUUGGUUUAGAUAAUACUUGUUCCUAUUAUUCACAAGGAUGGAGACCUGGCCGUCAAGAAGCCCCACUUAAUCCUGAUCAUAACUACUUUUUAUUAGCAGAUAAUGGAACAUCUGGAAAAUUUGGUGGGGAGUUGGGUCUUCGUCGACGUCUAGAACAGUAUCUCGCUCAACAACCAAUUGAUAUGCGACGUUAUGGUGGAUCCAAGUCUCGUGUUCCAAUUGUUGGUGUACUAUUGGAAGGUGGAACACAAACAUUUCGUACUGUAUUUGAGUUAGUAACAGGUCGAAAUCCAGUGCCAAUUGUUGUUUGUGAUGGUAGCGGUCGUGCGGCAGAUCUUUUAGCAUUUAUGCAUCGUUAUGCAAACGAAGAUGGAGAUCUUAGUACACAAUUACGUGAUCAAAUGGUAGCAAAUAUAUCUAGAGCUUUUCAAAUUAGACGUUUCGAAGCUGAAGGAUUGUAUAGUGAACUGAAAUUAUGCAUGAAACGUAGACAUUUAAUUAGUGUUUUUCGUAUGGGUGAAGGAGACAGUGAUGAAAUUGAUAUAACCAUAUUAACUGCUCUUUUACAAGUUUCAGGUCAAAAUCUAACACCAGCUGAACAAUUAUCACUAACUAUGGCAUGGAAUAGGCCAGAUAUAGCACGUUCUAAAGUAUUUGCAAAAUUCAACAAUUGGUCUAAAACGACACUUGAAAAUGCUAUGGCUGAUGCUUUAUUAAAUGAUCGGUUGGAAUUCGUGCAGUUAUUACUUACUAAAGGAUUAAGAAUUCAACGAUUUUUAACUCGUGAACGUUUGGAAGAAUUAUAUAAUGUUGAUGUGAAUAACCAAUCUUUUCAUAAAUUAUUUGCAAAAGUUCUAGGAACAAAACAGAAAAUUACAUUGCGAUCAGUUGGACAAUUAAUAGAGAAUUUGGUCGGUGGUGGUUAUCAGCAUUCUUAUUGUAGUAAACCAUCUACAGCAGAUUUAAUGGGAUCACCUAAUCAUGGUAACGGUUGGCUACCUAAUGUUAAUGUCACAUUUGCAAACAAGCACGGUUCAACAGUUUCGGAACCAGUGGAUAAUAAAACUUCCCGUUCAAGUAAUAUUCUAAACAAUACAUCAGAUAAAUCGAUUCCACCUUGUACAUUAAAUCCUGGAUCAAUAUCUAAUCUAAUCACUUCAAAAGAAUUAGUUACACAACACAUAACAAAUAUUAUCAAUCGACAACAUACUUCACAACAACAUGUACCAUAUUCAACUUCAUCAAAUGAUAUUAAUCAAUCAAACCGAUACUUUCGUUAUCCCUAUACUGAAUUAUUACAAUGGACAUUGUUAACUCGACGUUUAGAUAUGGCUAAAUUCUUAGUUUUAGCUGGAGAAGAAUCCGUUGCUAAAGCCUUGUUUUCAGUGAAACUAUUACGCAGUAUUCGACAUGUUACUUUAGAUGAAGAAACCGAUAUUGAAUUGCUUAAUGAAUGCCGUUCACAUGAACUUGCUUUGGAACGACUAGCUGUUGAUUUACAAGAUCAUUGUUAUCGACACGAUCAAGAUCAAGCUAAACGUUUGCUCACAUAUGAAUUGCAAGCAUUUUCAAAAAACACAUGUUUAAGUUUAGCUUAUAUGUGUGAAUCCAAAGUGUUCAUUGGUCAUCCUUGUACACAGGCAAUAUUAAAUGAUCUGUGGUAUGGUGGUCUACGUAAAGGUGAUCUUGUCGGUGCUAAAGUAGCACUCAUAUUAAUUGGAUUAAUAGUACCACCAUUAUAUCCGUUAAUCGCAUUUUUUUUUACGAAAAAGAGUAAAUUUCUUGAAUUUAAAACUAAAGAAGAACUAGCUCAACAACCACAAACAUUACAAGAACAUUUGGACGAAUUAGAGGAUUCUUCAGAGUCAAGUUCCUCAUCAUCGUCGUCAUCAUCCUCAUCGAGUUCCUCAUCGCCUUCCGCUAGCAGACGAUCUUCUGUUUAUCAUCCCAAUUUACCUAACGAAAAACAAUUAACUAAUGAAAACUUUUUAUCAAAUCAUAAUGUAAGAAAAGAUAGUUUACUUGAUCAAGUACCAACAAUCAGAAUAAAUUCACCUGCAUCAUCGGAUAAGUCAGAUGAACUGGUUCUUCCUUCACAUAAUUCAAAUAAUGAUAUUGUAACAUCUAAAUUAUCAACUGAAAUUAAUCAACGAAAUGAUCAUUUCGAACCGAUAAAUAAUGUUCAUGAUUGGUCUCCAACUCUUAAAUAUCAUUCAGAAAAUACUGAUAAGCUUGACAAAACUGGUGUAUUAUCGAAUUUUCCAUCCUCAUCCAGUCAGCCAUAUUAUAAUGAAUCAAUUAAUAAUCCUCAUACAGCAAAAGAACUAACCACACUGUCAACUCACCACGAUCACACAGAUGGUGGUUUACCAUUUAAAUCUAGGAAAAAGCGUAUGGUUUCUGACACCAUAAAUGGCAAUUUGCAAGUUGUUCCUACAGUAAAAACUCUUCCAACAGAAAUGAAUUCAGCGCACAGAUAUCGUUGUGAACCGAAUUAUAAAUCCGUUUAUCCUUUGACAACUAUUAAAAAUCAUAAAUUAUCACAAUCUUCUAAUAAUUUAUCACAAACUAUUCCACAAUCAUUUAUUCAUACACCAAAACAUAGUUAUUCAGAUCGUAAUUUUAAUGGUUUACAUCAUGAAUCUAGAAAUCAUAUACGCAAACAACGUUAUACAUUUCAUCCAUAUUCAACAGCUUUAAAUACAUCACAAAAUGCAGCUUUAGCCAGACAUGCAUUUCUGUUAAGAUCUAAUUUAGCUGCACUUAUUCCAUCAAAUCAUUAUGCAUCAGUAGCUGCGUCCAAUGAUUUUCAGCAACGUCGUCGAUAUGAACGAAGAAGAAAUAGAGCUUACAGUAAUCCCGAUGAAAAUGAUACAAAUAAAAUUACACAAAAAAUAAUCAAUAGUAAAAAAUUAUCAGCAACCAAUUGUGAUGUUGUUUAUGUAUCAUCAAUCCCAACCGUAACAACAAUAAAUCCAUCAAUAUUUACUCAUAAUUAUCACAAUAAACAGAAUAAAUUAAAUUCUACAUUAAAAGAUCAUUCAUUUUCUUCAUUAAGUUAUCAUCAUCGUAAUGGACAAUGGAUACCGUGUGAUUUAUCAGUUGGAUAUGAUUUUCAAUCAACAAAUAAUCAUGGUUUACAAUUAUCAUGGCGUAAAAAAGUUUAUGAAUUUUUUAGUGCUCCUGUAACACGAUUUUAUUUACAUGUACUUUUAUACCUUGUAUUCCUUGUGUUAUUUAUUGGUCUAUGCAUCCAUACUCUACCACCGGAUACAUUUUCGUUCUUGGAACUUUAUGUUUAUUUACAUAUUUUAACGUAUUGGUUAGAUAAAUUUCGUGAGGUUACACUUAAUCCAGGUGCAACGUACAUUCAAAAAUUUGCAGUUCAUCUAAGUGCAUUUUGGAACAGUUAUGAUAUGAUCAUGUGUUUGUUAUCGAUUACUGGUAUUAUUUUACGUUAUUAUGGUAUAGUUAAUCAAAAUUAUUAUAUGUGGGGUAAAAAUCUCCUAAUUAUAUGUUGUUCAUUAUGGCAAAUGCGUUUUCUUGAAUUAAUGCAAAUUUGGCGAUUUUCCGGUCCAUACAUUUAUAUGCUGGUGAAAAUGGUUCGUCUAAUGAUUCCUAUGCUUUCACUACUCUUUCUUCCACUGUUGGCAUUUGGUACGAUACGUCAAGGAAUUAUGUAUCCUAAACAUACCAAUGUAAAUCUUGAAGCUGUUAAAGGCAUUAUGCUUAAACCAUAUUUCAUGUUAUAUGGUGAAGUGUAUGCUGGUGAAAUAGAUCCUAUUGAUUGGCCCAGUGAAUCACAGUCUGCACCAUUUUUAGAAAUUGUCCCAAUUGCGACAGUGAUAUAUCUGUUAUACUCCAUUAUUCUAUUUGUCAACGUUGUUAUUGCUGUAUUCAAUGAUAUAUUUGCUAGAGUACGUCAACAAUCUGAAUUAGUUUAUAACUAUCUACGAUAUGCAGUGAUUAUUGAAUAUGAAUCUAGACCAUUGUUACCACCACCGUUUAUUAUUAUCUCUUGGAUUUAUAUGUCUAUACGUAAUAUAUACCGAAUUCGUAAAAAACGUCGAGCAUCUAAUCAGUCUAAUACACUAAAUCCUACUGAUCUAUCUGAUGUACAAAAGCAAACAAAUCAAAAUGCUAAUAACAAUAAUAAUAAUAAUAAUCCAAAUUCUCCAUCGAAAUAUGAUCCACGAAAUCGUCGAGAUAAUAAUGAACCUCAAGAUAUAUUGAUAGAUCCAGCGACUACUGAACUAUCGGCUGGUUUAAAACUGUUUCUAAAUCCUGAUGAAGUUGAAAAAUUGCAUGAUUUUGAAGAGGAAUGUGUGGAGGACUAUACACGUGUUACAAGAAAAGCUGAAUUGCACAAAGCUGAAGGUCAAGUCGAAAUAUUAAAUAAAAAAAUUGAUCACUUACAAUUUCGAAUGGAUGAAAUUCAUGUAAGACAACGUCAUUUACGCGGUUUAGUUCAUUUAGUUGAAGAACAUUUAGUCUGUAUGGAGGAUAAUCUACAUACAACAGGAGUGAUAAGUCCAUCACCAGGAGUUAUUCAUCAUCAAUAUAAUACUAAUGACAUGGAACAUCUGACAAUGACAACUUCAACGACAACAACAGUAAACAGUCAUGAAAUACCUUCCAAUUCCAUUGUAAAUAAUUCAAGUGAAAAAGAUAUGAUAUUUACUUCUAGUUUAUUAUGGUUACUUAAACGACAAAUAGCUCAAGAUUCAGGAACUACUUCAAAUGAGAAUAUUGAUUAUCCACAACAGUUAGCUCGUUCGCUUGUAUCACAACUUGGACGGCGUUCACGCGUACCUACUGGAUCAUUUAGUUCACGUCAGCACCAAAACCACUUAGAUUCAGCGUUUGAAAGGUCACCAACUUGUUCAGUCCGUAUGAAACAUCGUAAUGGUCGUACAGAUCAUAGACAUUCGUUGCCUACAUUUGACUACCAUUCUUUUCCUCAUUCAGAAGGACAUUGUCAUGGAUCAUAUUAUGAUCGAAUGCAUGAACGUGGUCGUAAUCGUCUUCCUACUAAUCGUAUCCAGCACGGAUCUUAUCGAGCACCAGAUCUAACUUAUCGUGAAUAUACAACCAUCUGUGAUGAUAUAGAUCUUUCUUGUUUAAGUUAUCCUAACAGUCCAAUUAUGAGUCCUAAUGGUUCUCGAAUGGAUCUUACAAGUGUUGGUCCUAUACGAAAUACAAGUUUACCAACAGAUACUACAUUAAUUAAAACUAAAGAAUAUUUACCGAUACCAAAAUAUCAAAAUAUUCCAUUCGUGCCAAUUGAAAAUAUAACGAACAGUACAGUUAAUCAAAUUAUUUCUUCCUGUAUGACUACUGAUUCUAAUACUGUUAUUAAUACCACCGCUAAAGCAUCUAUAGAACCUAAAUCUGCUCCAGCUACCCCGAAAGAAGAACGUGCAUUAUUAUUUCAGUCACCGAUAAUGGAAAAUGGUACACAACGAAGUCAAUCGCUUGCAACUUUACAUACCAACACAAAGUCUAUUGAUCACCAUUCACUUAUACCUACCAAACAUUAUACAAGUUAUGAUACAAAUUUACACUUUAUCAACCCCGAACUCUAUCCAUAUACUCAUAUUUUAACUAAUACUAAUACUAAUCAUAAUUUGAAACAACAAAAUUUGAUUAUUGAUUUAAAGAAUUAUACACAAGAUGUGAGUAUUGCUAAUGAAAACUAUAUCAUGGAUGAUCAUCAGGAUAACAAUGAAUAUGUUCAUGGUGAUGAUAAUGUUAAUAAUGUUGAUGAUGAACACAAUAGACGAAAUGUUGAUGAUCAAGAUAAUGAUCCUGAUGAAGGUGAAAAUAUGGAAGAGAUGGAAGAUGAAAUUGAUGACGAUGAUAGUGAUGAUGAUGGCGGUGAUGACGAUGACAAUGAUCUAGAAAAUAAGGAGAGAAAAAUUCAAUUAGGUCUUCAAGAAGCUGAAAAUGCAGAACGUAUUGAACUUCAAGGUGCUAUGCUUAGACGAUUACGCAAAUUAUCUACUUCAGUACCAAGUAAACCAUGUCAUUUAUCUGGAGUUAAUAACUCUACUGCUAGCCAUCUUGAUAAACAUAAUAAUGUUAAAAUUAUUACACAUGGAUUCAACCAAAUUAACUCUCAAAAAACUUCUUGCUGGAAUACAGAAAAUUUACCGGAUUCCACUGAAAAAUCACCAAUUAUUGGACAUACACAUGAAGUUGGAUUGAUUAGUUCGGAAGAUAUGGGUGAUUUUUUAUCACAUGUUGCUAAUGAAGAGGAAGCGGUUGAUCCAGACUUAGAUCUAGAUUUUGACUCAAUUCCUCAUGAGUCAUCAUCAUUAUCAUCAUCUGGUAUGCGAUCAUAUGUUGAAUCCCCUGUAGAACAAGCGGAUACAUCAUUAAAUUUAAAUGACGACAUUGAAUUGAUCAGUCGAAAUUUACGAUCAUCAUCUGGUAAAAUGAAUACCGUUAUUGACGAUAAUGACGAUGAUGAUUCAUCUUUAUCACCUUCAUUGAAUUCACUGACUACUGAUAAUACAAUUAAUAACAAUAAUAAUAUUCAGUUAUCAUAUCCAAGUCCUAUACUUGAGGAAAAGGAAGAAGAAGAAGCGGAAGUAGAAGAAGUAUAUACCGACAAUAAUGAUCUUGAUGAUAACCAUCAUUGUGAAGUUGAAGUACCAAGAAUGACAAAAUCUCUCUAA
Molecule: messenger RNA, 7434 nt
Organism: Schistosoma haematobium
Lineage: Eukaryota; Metazoa; Platyhelminthes; Trematoda; Strigeidida; Schistosomatidae
Gene: TRPM3
Product: Transient receptor putative cation channel sub M member 3
Exons: 33
Coding region: 1-7434 (2477 amino acids)
Biological process (GO): monoatomic cation transmembrane transport
Molecular function (GO): monoatomic cation channel activity
Source: RefSeq, a predicted model, not a curated record